AGCUGUUGGAGCUACUUGACCGCCUAAAUAAUCUGCUUUUCUCUUUCUUUACCACUUUAGUGAUUAAUUCAAGUGAAUAUGGUUAACCAUAAACUAAUUUCAGCUGCCUGUAUUGUACUUUUACUAACUAUAACUAAUGCUGUACACCUGCCAUCGAGUAAAGAAUUUACUUGCAAUAAAACAGAAAAAGACACUCUCAAUCCAAAUGAAACCAUUGUUAUAAAAACAAUAACCAGUGUUCCAUUGUUGCGUUUAGCUGACUAUCUAUGUAAUCAGUCAGAGACAAAGGAGAUGAAAGUUAAAAACUUUUCAAUACCAUCCGACUACCUCUAUACUCACAUAUAUUUUGCAUGGAAAGAAGCUGAUCAGUAUAUGUCUUCUGUUGCCUUAAAAAAUGAUGGACAAACUGAUGAAAUUGUCGGUGCAAAUCUGGUGCUUCCAAUUGGCAUUUUGAAAGAUAUGUAUGCACCUGGGAAAAUCGGAAUUAUAUUAGACUUUGCAAUGGAAUGCUAUGCAUGGGCUAAACCGCAAAACGUUAGAAAUUACUCCAGUCCCAAUGCGUAUGUUUCAAUUCUGAGAGGAGCUGACAAUGUAAAUGUUAACCAAAAGCUUAUAAGAGAAACUACAAAAUACUUUCAUAUUUCUGCGCAACCAGAGACAUAUCAUUUUGUUUGGGAGAAUUCUUCACCAGAACAAACAAAUUUUAUGUCAUCAUUAAAUUAUACACGAAUAGUAUGUGGUGAUACAAAAGUUGAAAUGAAUCCAUGCAACUGGAAAAAACUUGGUAUGGACAAAUUAUUCGCUGAACAACAAUGUCUUUAUAGAAUAACUAAUACGGGAAUAAAGAAUAAUUUUUACUAAGAAUUAAUUACACGGACGAUAAUGCUACUCAUAAAAUUAUCAAUAAGUAUAUUGUGUUUCUGUUUUUAUUCAUUAUUCAUACAUAAGUGCAAAUGCUUUACACUUUUAUCCAUUUUUCACUUUUAUAUGACUGUUAACGAAAAGUGUUAUUUCAUAUGCUUUAGGCUUUUCUUUUAUCCUUUAUUAUGUGACUAGGUAUCUUUAAAGAAGCAUUUUAAAAUAAAUAGUUAGACUGUG
This is a messenger RNA of Heterobilharzia americana, 1098 nucleotides long. The record is from the annotation of a GenBank genome assembly. NCBI's taxonomy places the organism in Eukaryota, Metazoa, Platyhelminthes, Trematoda, Strigeidida, Schistosomatidae.